Jaculus jaculus (lesser Egyptian jerboa) is the source of this 3240-nucleotide messenger RNA. RefSeq names its product mediator complex subunit 15 (gene Med15). Lineage: Eukaryota; Metazoa; Chordata; Mammalia; Rodentia; Dipodidae. The record is from RefSeq and is a predicted model, not a curated record. The coding region runs from base 56 to 2380 and encodes 774 amino acids. Gene Ontology annotation, molecular function: transcription coregulator activity. The transcript has 18 exons. Gene Ontology annotation, biological process: regulation of DNA-templated transcription.
GGCGGCGGCGGCGGCGGCGGCUCGGGGAGCGGGCUGCGGGAGCUAGGUUACCGACAUGGACGUCUCGGGGCAGGAGACCGAUUGGCGUAGCGCCGCCUUUCGGCAGAAGCUGGUCAGUCAAAUUGAGGAUGCCAUGAGGAAAGCUGGUGUGGCCCACAAUAAAACUAGCAAGGAUAUGGAGAGCCAUGUGUUCCUGAAGGCCAAGACCCGGGAUGAAUAUCUUUCCCUUGUGGCCAGACUCAUCAUCCAUUUUCGAGAUAUUCACAACAAGAAAUCUCAAGCUUCUGUCAGUGACCCCAUGAAUGCACUGCAGAGCCUGACUGGUGGACCUGCCACAGGAGCAGCUGGCCUCAGCAUGCCUCCUCGGGGCCCAGGACAGUCCCUGGGUGGGAUGGGUGGUCUCGGUGCCAUGGGGCAACCAAUGCCCCUCUCUGGACAGCCACCUCCUGGGCCAUCUGGCAUGGCCCCCCAUGGCAUGGCUGUUGUGUCUACUGCAACUCCACAGACUCAGCUGCAGCUCCAGCAGGUGGCACUGCAACAACAGCAGCAGCAGCAACAGCAGCAGCAGCAGCAGCAGUUUCAGCAGCAGCAGGCAGCGCUGCAGCAGCAGCAGCAGUUCCAGGCCCAGCAAAGUGCCAUGCAGCAACAGUUUCAAGCAGUGGUGCAGCAGCAGCAGCUUCAGCAGCAACAGCAGCAGCAGCAGCAACAGCAGCACCUGAUUAAGCUGCAUCAUCAAAACCAGCAGCAGAUACAGCAGCAACAGCAGCAGCUCCAGAGAAUGGCACAGUUGCAGCUGCAGCAGCAGCAACAGGCUUUGCAGGCUCAGCCACCGAUACAGCAGCCACCAAUGCAGCAACCACAACCUCCCCCCUCCCAGGCUUUGCCCCAGCAGCUGCCACAGAUGCAUCACCCACAACACCACCAGCCACCACCGCAGGCUCAGCAGCCUCCAGUUGCUCAGAACCAACCACCACAACUUCAGCAGUCCCAGAGCCAGCCUUUGGUAUCACAGGCUCAAGCCCUCCCUGGACAGAUGUUGUAUGCUGCCCAGCAGCAGCUGAAAUUUGUCCGAGCACCGAUGGUGGUCCAGCAGCCGCAGGGGCAGCCCCAGGGGCAGCAGCAGACAGCAGUGCAGACAGCGCAGGCUGCCCAGAUGGUAGCUCCUGGUGUGCAGAUGAUUGCUGAAGCCUUGGCCCAAGGCGGGAUGCACAUAAGAGCCCGGUUCCCGCCCACCUCCACCAUGUCUGCUGGUCCAUCGAGCUCCAUCUCUUUGGGCGGACAGCCCACAGCACAGGUCAGCCAGAGCAGCCUCACCAUGCUGUCCUCACCAUCACCAGGCCAGCAGGUUCAGACCCCUCAGUCGAUGCCCCCUCCCCCGCAGCCAUCCCCACAGCCUGGCUCUCAGCCCAACUCCAAUGUCAGCUCCGGCCCCGCCCCGUCCCCUAGCAGCUUCCUGCCUAGCCCCUCACCGCAGCCUUCCCAGAGCCCAGUGACAGCACGCACCCCACAGAACUUCAGCGUCCCCUCCCCUGGACCUUUAAACACCCCUGUGAACCCCAAUUCUGUCAUGAGCCCCGCUGGCUCGAGUCAGGCUGAGGAGCAGCAGUACCUGGACAAGCUGAAGCAGUUGUCCAAGUACAUUGAGCCCCUGCGUCGCAUGAUCAACAAGAUUGACAAGAACGAAGAUAGAAAAAAGGACCUAAGUAAGAUGAAGAGCCUGCUGGACAUUCUCACUGACCCUUCUAAGCGGUGUCCCCUGAAGACUCUACAGAAGUGUGAGAUCGCUCUGGAGAAACUCAAGAACGACAUGGCAGUGCCCACACCCCCACCACCCCCAGUUCUCACAACCAAGCAGCAGGACCUUUGUCAGCCACUCCUGGAUGCCAUCCUAGCCAACAUUCGCUCACCGGUCUUCAACCAUUCCCUGUACCGCACGUUCGUGCCAGCCAUGACGGCCAUCCAUGGCCCACCCAUUGUGGCCCCAGUGGUGUGGCCUCGGAAGCGCAGGUUUGAGGAGGAUGAGCGGCAGAGCAUCCCCAAUGUGCUACAAGGGGAGGUGGCCAGGUUGGACCCCAAGUUCCUGGUGAACUUGGACCCUUCUCACUGUAGCAACAACGGCACUGUCCACCUGAUCUGCAAGCUGGAUGACAAGGACCUCCCGAGUGUGCCUCCACUGGAGCUUAGUGUGCCAGCGGACUACCCUGCCCAGAGCCCACUGUGGAUUGACCGACAGUGGCAGUAUGAUGCCAACCCCUUUCUGCAGUCGGUGCGCCAGCGCAUGACCUCCAGGCUGUUGCAGCUCCCCGACAAGCACUCGGUCACAGCCCUGCUCAACACCUGGGCCCAGAGCGUCCACCAGGCCUGCCUCUCAGCCGCCUAGCCUACUUGAACUUCAGGACCCGCAGCCUGCUGGGCUGUAGACCCCACGUUGCCUACUGGACAUGUCUAGGUGUUGGCUAUAGAGGGCCUGGGUUAGGUUUAGCUGUCCUGCUUUUACCUUCUGCCUUGGGGAAUUGACAGACAUCUCUCCACACAUGAGCAGUGCUGCCCAGAGGGCUGUGGGGCUGACUGCACUGCGUGGGUGUCCGGGGCAUUCCCAGGGUUUCUGCUGGCUUCCUCCGGAAGUCAGGUCCUGGGCUGUACUCCCUGCAGCCUCUGCACUUGUGUCCACUCAGCAGCGUGAGAACUCAGGGUCCCAUUGAAGCAUCUGUGGGUGUAUUAGGAUACUUCGUACUCGUGUCUAGGAGAAUCUGGACGACAUAGGAAUCCCUCAGUACACAUAAUCCUCCAGUGUGGGUUCUGGCUAGGCUACUUGAGGCAUGCGGGGCACAUCCUAGGGAUGCUCCCAGCUCCGGGCAGUCUCCAGUUUGGAGGGAGGACCAGCCUGCAGGCAAAUCUGUUGCCACCAGCCAGGCACCAACCUCAUGAACCUCCUGAUCCGUGCUGUAGGAAUAGGGCCAUCCAAGGGCCUGUCCGUGCCAUUCCUGUGCCACUCAGGUCUAAAGUGCUGUUACUUCUGGGAGAGAUGGAGUGACCAGCCAAGCAUUGUUAUUGGAACCUGGCUUAUCAGAACACAUUCUCUCCACCACUCCCAAGGAAGUGUGGGCUUUCUUCAGGAUGCUUCACAUGGCACCUCCAUGGGUCACCUCCCACACUAGCCCUCUGGUGACAAGUUUCCCCUUUUUAUAUGUGCACUACCCUAUCAUACGUGGUUCUUAUAAUAAAUUUAAUAUUCCUGUG